AUGUUGUCAAUAUGUAAUCGAUUGAAUAAACCUGUUGAACACCAUUCUCAACUAUCUGAUGAUGAAGUUUAUGUUGCUUGGCAUCUACAGAAUAAACAAUUAUAUAUUAAUAUGCCAGAUAGUGCUUUAUUAAAACGAACUUCUGAUUUAUGGACCUUCAAAACGAAACUAGAAACAAUUAAAACUUAUGCUGAUUAUUUCGAAUAUAAAUUACCAAAUGUUUGUAUUGAUCGAGAUUCUUUAAUGGCAACAGUGAAAGCUAUAAGCCAUCCUCGAAUAAACUAUCUUCAUCGAAUACCAACAGAAACAAAAGCAGCUAAAAAUUCUACAAACGAUUUGAGUGAUCAAUGUAUUCACUAUCCUAUAGAACUGCUUCAUUAUGGUCCAGUAAAUCAAGCUGAUUUGAAACUAUUCCAUAAGUUACCAAGCAUUCUUGUACGUCUUACUCAAUUAUAUUGGAUUGAACAAUUGCGAAUAGUAUUUGCUUCUGAAAUUAAAAGUUAUACAGUAGGAGAACCUUAA
Messenger RNA from Rotaria sp. Silwood2, 522 nucleotides. NCBI's taxonomy places the organism in Eukaryota, Metazoa, Rotifera, Eurotatoria, Philodinida, Philodinidae. The record is from the annotation of a GenBank genome assembly.